CUGCCUAAAAGUCUGGACCGGACACAUGUCGAAGUCUAGUGACCUCACCACUGGGGUACCACCCUUAAGGGCGGUGGUGUGACUAUGAGCGUUUAUAAAAAAGUAGCCCAUGUUCCAUGAGCAUAAGGUAAAAUAUGAUUCCAUUUGGUCCACCAAGUUAUUUUUUUCCAUGAGCUUUAUCUCAGCCUUUAAAGCUGAUUCAAUGAACUCCUAGAGUUCAUUUAUUUCUGGAGAUGAGUUGCAAAAUAAAUUUUUGAACUUUGUGCAGUAAUUAACCUAUUUACAAGAUGUCAAUAUUCUGAUUCGUCCACAUAUGCUGCAUAUAUUGUCAGCACGUCACAAAAAGCUAAACUAUAUCUGUUCCGGACAUUACUGACCGGAUAUGCAAGUGACACCUAUACACAUAGACGGUUUUGGAAGUAGAUAUAAUUCUAUACUGUUGCUUAUCAUCCGACCAACUGGUCAAUUCUCUAGAGGGGAUGUAAUUUCAUCUCCGUCAUCAUAUCCUCAUGUUCUAAAGCCGUUAUUAAUAAAAUUACAUACAAACAGAAUUGAGGUGAGAAACACCGUAAUUUUUAUACUCUGCAAUUAUUAGACAUCCUCUCAAUAGUCCAAAAUGGGAGAAAUUGUCAGGAUUUGGUUAGUUUUUCUGGAACUUUUUAUCAUACAACAGCAGAUACUUCAACUGUCCACUACUUAUAGACCAGUUGUUCAGCUGAAUUCAAAUUAGAAAAUGAAGCGAGACUGUAGCUUGGUGAUUUUGUUCGGCGUGGGAGUAGUGAUUUUCGGGGGAGUGGUUAAUGUGAAUGGCGACGAUGCCUCCGACAAGACGACGUGCGUUUUGAAGAGUAAGCAAAUGCUGAAAAGCGUGAUGAAAUCGUUCAGCACCUGUAACAAGGAAAUGGGAAUGAUGAACAAGACUGCUCAAGAGUAUCACGAUUCUUUAGGGUGCAUUAUCAAGUGUGUCAUGAAGAAGUUUGAAGUGCUGGACAAAGAUGACCUAAUCACAGAAGCCAUGGUUAAAGAUCACGUAGAAAAACGAAUUCCACAAAGUCAACAGAAACACGCACACGAAGGACUUAUGAAAUGUGUUAAACUGCACGACGAUUUGGAUCCCAAAGAUCCCAAAUGCAAAGUUUACCAAAAGCUGGGAAAUUGUAUGCAGGAUGCUCUAACAGAUUUAUGCGGAGUUAUGCCUCUAAUUUAAAAAGUACUCACGAGUGGAUCCUCGAUUUCUUGUUGAAGUUUUUGUAAUUUUUGAAAUGUGAACCCUUCACUUCUAUAUAUUGACAUGUAUUCAUCUUAUAAAUCUGGCAUAUUUUAAAUUUUCUAUCAAUAAAUAUGAUUAGUGCAUCUAA
Molecule: messenger RNA, 1358 nt
Organism: Folsomia candida
Lineage: Eukaryota; Metazoa; Arthropoda; Collembola; Entomobryomorpha; Isotomidae
Exons: 6
Coding region: 734-1207 (157 amino acids)
Molecular function (GO): odorant binding
Source: RefSeq, a predicted model, not a curated record